AUGCCCGCCCCUCUCCACCAGGCCCGUUCGCCUCCUUCCAAGCUGCUGGUGUUGCUUCUUGUCCUCUCAGGAGCCUCUGAGCAGAGCAACAGAAAUGAAUGGCAGGUGCUGCAACCCAAGGGUCCCAUGCAGGUGGCAGAAGGUGAGACACUCCUACUGAGGUGUACCUUGACCAGCUCCUGCAUCGAUGCCAUGGUAAAAUGGGUCAAGGUGAGCAAUAACAGCCAGCAGGAAAUUUAUAACUUCAAACAUGGCUUCUUCGCUGGAGUGACAGCCAUGAUCCAACAGACUUUGGAGCCACUUAAUUGCGACUAUUCCAUCUAUAUCCAUAAUGUCACCAGGGAGCAGGCAGGAACCUACCACUGCGUGAGAUUUGAUGGCUCACGUGAGCGCUCAGAAAUGCAGCUGGAUGAGGGCACCGUGGUGCUUGUGAGGGGAGCUGGGGACCGAGAGCCAAGCUUCUGGAUCAUCCAGCCCCAAGAGCUGGUGUUGGCGACCCCUGGAGACACUGCCUUCCUGAACUGCACAGUGGUUGGAGAUGGUCCUUCCGGGCCCAUCAGGUGGUUUCGGGGGACUGGUUUGAGCCGGGAAGCCAUUUACAACUUCGAAGGCAUCUCCCAGCCCAACGUGACUGCGGUCCAGGCCUCUAACAGUGAUUUCAGCAUCCUUCUGCAAGGUGUCUCCGCUGAGUAUGCAGGCACCUACUACUGUGUAAAGUUUGAGAGGAAACCCAACAGGCAAUACCUGUCUGGACAAGGAACCAGGCUGAGAGUGAAAGCAAAGCCCACUUCUCCCCAAGAGACAGAAGUCAUCGACCAACCUGAAGAAGAGAUACUUCCAUCAGGCCUCCUGUAUUUGCUCACAAGUGUGGUCCUGGGACUGAAGGCCUUGACCUUAGCUGUACUUCUGCUGGUCCUGGCUGCCUGCUGGAAAAGAAGGCCUGGGCAAGAAAAUGUCAAAACUCCAGGCCUGGCAAAGCUGAGCUCAUCUUAG
Molecule: messenger RNA, 993 nt
Organism: Pteronotus mesoamericanus
Lineage: Eukaryota; Metazoa; Chordata; Mammalia; Chiroptera; Mormoopidae
Gene: SIRPB2
Product: signal regulatory protein beta 2
Exons: 5
Coding region: 1-993 (330 amino acids)
Cellular component (GO): plasma membrane
Source: RefSeq, a predicted model, not a curated record